Molecule: messenger RNA, 2430 nt
Organism: Dendronephthya gigantea
Lineage: Eukaryota; Metazoa; Cnidaria; Anthozoa; Malacalcyonacea; Nephtheidae
Product: CD97 antigen-like
Exons: 12
Coding region: 1-2430 (809 amino acids)
Biological process (GO): cell surface receptor signaling pathway; adenylate cyclase-activating G protein-coupled receptor signaling pathway
Cellular component (GO): membrane
Molecular function (GO): G protein-coupled receptor activity; calcium ion binding
Source: RefSeq, a predicted model, not a curated record
AUGAACGUUGAAAGUAACACUUGGCCAAAAUCAAAUAAGUUUUGUCAGAGCAUGGGUGGUCAGCUUGCCAGAAUUCAUUCACCUGCCCUCAACAAAUUUAUUUUUGAAACAUACAGCAAGGGGAAUAUCAGUUUGUGGAUUGGAUUGAAAUUAUGUACGGCUGUCAGUGAUGGCUCAUGGUGUUAUGCCUAUGGAAAGACGUCGAUAUAUUACAAUUGGGACGGAGGAGAACCGGAUAAUACAACAGGAAACGAAGAAUGUGUUGAAAUGAAAAAGAACGGAUUUUGGAAUGACGAAACGUGUGAACAAGAGAGGUCAUCAAUCUGCGAAUUAUAUACAGACGAAUGUACGUUUCGAAAAAACAAAUGCGAUGCUCAUGCUAUGUGUAUGAAUACCAUUGAAUCAUAUACUUGUGUGUGUAAUAAAGGAUUCACUGGAGAUGGAAAGGUUUGCAAAGAAUCUGGUUUAACGAUUGCUGAGCUGAACAAUCAGGCUGAACAACUCAAUAAUAAAAACAGGUCAACGUGGAAACAAGCAGCAGAAAAGAUCAUAAACGACCUUUCCUACCUGACAGAUCCAGACAUAAACGAUAUCAAAGGAAAUGUAACGGAAAACAAAAGUGCUACGAUACUCACUGAUACUGUAAGAAUACUUCAAAAGAUCGUUGAUUUAAAUAUUUCUGAUAGCAGUCUUGAUUUAUUGCGCCCGGCAAGCAAUAUAUUGGAUCGUAGAUAUACAGAAACCUGGGAAACCACAACGGACGGGGGAGUUAUACGUGAUUUGGCAAUAACCUUGGAAAAAUACGGAUUACAACAUGCAAAUAGCCUGAGAAAUAGCACAACCAAUUCAUCCGUCUUCCAAAACCAUUCCAACAUACAACUACGCGUCUUGUACAUAAAGCCAGCUGGAAAAUUAUCAAGAAAGGAGAGAAUUUUUAAUUUUUCAAAAGCAUCGUUCAAACUUUCGAAUGAUGCAUUAUCCAAUGAAACGGAUACUGUCGUUGCUGUCCUGUGGUAUAAGACGCUGCACUCUUUCUUAACCAAAAGCUUUUAUGGUGAUAUCCAGGAAGAACUAAAAAGCGAAAUUAUCAGUGUAAAUGUGCGACCUGAGCCAAAGAUGCCUUUUGAGAAGCCUGUUCGUAUCAGCUGGGAUAAAGAUGAAGUGAACCAAUCUGAAACCUGUGUGUACUGGAAGCCAGAAUUGAGUGAAAACAGGUGGAAGAGUAACGGAUGUAAAAGACUUCCAGACAGUAAAAGCUUGGCAUGUGAAUGUUACCAUCUCACCGCAUUCGCGUCCAUGGAUAUUUCGAGAAAAAUGAUAAGCGGUAGCGAGAAGAGAGCUUUGGAACUAAUAUCCACGAUUGGCUGUUCUUUGUCCCUUUUUGGAGUGACUGUGACCAUACUCUCUUAUGCAUUCAUGUGGAAAGUCAUACACAGAAAUGUUAGAAGUAAAGUACCUUCCCAAGUGCUUAUGAAUCUCUGUGUUGUGAUCGGAAUAACAGACAUCCUGGCUAUCAUGGCUGAACCAGCACAUGAUUAUGAACACUUUUGUAUGGCCGUUUCUAUAUUGUUAUAUUUCUUCGUACUCUCCCUUUUUGGAUGGAUGCUAUGUGAAGGGAUUGUCAUGUACUUCCAACUCGUGAAUGUCUUCACAGGUUUGGGUAUGGGAGGAAAACAUAUGAAAGCAUUUUAUGCAAUUGGUUGGGGUCUCCCAAUUAUUGUGAUGUCGGUUCUACUUGGUACAACUGAUCGCGAGGAUUUCAGAACCAAACAUGCAUGUUGGUGUCGUGGUGGUGGUGCACUGUUCUGGACUUUUGUUUCUACCAUAGUACUAAUUUUAUCGAUCAACUUGGUUAUUUUUAUUCUGGCCUUACGAAAUGCCUUAGCAUCCAGCGAAAUAGGCACCACAAAUACAGAAGCUGUUAGCAAGCUGAAAAGAGUAAAAGUUGGUCUAAAAGGUUCAGCAAUACUGCUACCUCUGCUUGGACUCACGUGGGUUUUUGGUUUACUGGUUUUCAAUCGAGAUACAAUUGCAUUUAAAUAUUUAUUCGCAAUAUUCAACUCUCUGCAAGGAUUCGUGAUAUUUGUUUUUCAUGUGUUACUUAACAGCAGGGUUCACGAAGCAAUUAGAAAGAAAAAGAAGGCAGCUAGACUUCCUCACACAACUUGUGCUUUCAUAAGGAGCAGCACUUAUGAUACUGCUACAGGAAGCACUAGUGACUACAGCAACGCUGGCGAAAACGGAACUCUUUCUACAAGUACACGCCCAAUUUUUCCGAAGAAAAUUUUCAAGAGCAACCCAUUUGCUGUGAGGAAAAAAUAUGCGAUACAGAAGCCGGAUCAAUGCGACUUAACCCAAGACAGAAAUGAAUACAUUGGAGAGUAUACUAAAGGAAACACUCUGGAGAAAAUUCAAUUGGCUAAAUUGUAA